AUGAAGAGGGCAGGAAUAGUUGGCUUGAUGAUGUUCUUAUUGUUCUUGAUCGCCGUUUGGGAUGCGGUUCCGGUGGCGAUGGGGGACACAACGCCGAGCCAGUGUAAGGAUGAGAAGAAGCUUUUCGUUGAUGCUUGCAAGGCAGUUGUCACUGGGAGUAAUCCCUCUGCAUACUGCUGCCAACGAGUUAGGGUCACUCAUCUUGAGUGUGUGUGCCCCUAUAUUACUCCCAAAGUUGCCAAUUUGAUCAAUGUCCCACGUCUUGUUAAGCAAAUUCAAGGUUGUGGAAGGAGACUUCCUCACAACUUCAAAUGUGGAAGUAUCACCUUUCCAUGA
Molecule: messenger RNA, 336 nt
Organism: Argentina anserina (silverweed cinquefoil)
Lineage: Eukaryota; Viridiplantae; Streptophyta; Magnoliopsida; Rosales; Rosaceae
Product: probable non-specific lipid-transfer protein AKCS9
Exons: 2
Coding region: 1-336 (111 amino acids)
Source: RefSeq, a predicted model, not a curated record